Messenger RNA from Selaginella moellendorffii, 2340 nucleotides. Its product is annotated as protein NUCLEAR FUSION DEFECTIVE 4-like. Gene Ontology annotation, cellular component: membrane. Bases 9 to 2018 code for a protein of 669 amino acids. The transcript is spliced from 3 exons. NCBI's taxonomy places the organism in Eukaryota, Viridiplantae, Streptophyta, Lycopodiopsida, Selaginellales, Selaginellaceae. The record is from RefSeq and is a predicted model, not a curated record.
AUUAGUACAUGGCCCCUCCACUCCAUGAAGAGACACAUCUUUGUUUUCUUGUGCAAGCUGGUUUACUCGGUAAAACGCAAUGGUGGAAAUCUUGCAUGGCAUUUACUUCGGGUUAUUUCAAUCAAGAUUGGCGCUCCUCUUCUUCAUCUCCUUCUCGCGCAGCGCGAUCUCUACAGUUCGAGGCUAUGGAGCAUCUCCCGGGACGUGGGAUUUGGCGCAACCGGUGGCUGGUUCUAGUGGCAUCAAUGUGGCUCCAAACUUGCGGCGGCGUGGGAUACAUCUAUGGGAGCUACUCUCCGGUGAUCAAGGCCAGGCUCUUGUACAACCAGAAGCAGAUGAACACGCUCGCGGUCGCCAAAGACAUCGGUGCGUUUGUGGGGAUCUUUGCCGGAUCCCUGUCGGCCGUGCUCCCUCCCUGGGGGCUCGUCUUGCUCGGUGGAGUACAAAAUUUAGUCGGCUAUGGUGGGAUUUGGAUGCUCGUCACUAAUCUGGCUCUUCCUUCGCCCAUUUGGCUGAUGUGCGUGCUCAUUAUGGUCGGUACUAACGAAGAAUCAUACUUCAACACCGUCUCUCUCGUCUCCGCGGUACGUAACUUCCCCAGGAACAGAGGCCCCGUGGUGGGAAUUCUCAAAGGAUUCAACGGGCUGUGUGGAGCAAUCUUCACGCUGGCCUAUGGAGCGCUGCUGGCUCCACACCAGGAGGCAUUCAUCCUUCUCGUGGCCGUGGCACCGAUUAUUGUGGGUGUGAUUGUCAUGCCGGUCAUCCGGCCUUUGCAAAACUCCGGGAUCCCGCAAGACACCAAGGAAGAAUCGGAACACAUGAGAUUUAUCUACAACUUGUGCCUCGUGAUCGCGGCGUAUCUCCUCGUGGUACUGCUCAUCAAGGAUAUCUUGGACGUGAGCAAGCUUGUGACCGCCAUCUUUUACCUGGGAAUGCUGCUGCUUUUUGCGCUCCCGCUGGUUAUACCACUCAAGCUCGAGUUUUUCAGAGGUGGUGUGGGUUUCGAAGGCAAUGGAAAGAUGGUAGAGCCGCUGAUGCAACAGGCAGCCGGAUCAAACCAGAGCUUAGACGAUGGCAGCAAGCUGGCGGGCUAUGACUCCUACUUCAGCGAGCUAGAGGACGAGAAGCGAGCCUCGAAAAGCCUUCCGGAGCCUCUCUUCAAGAAGGAGAUGUCGAAAAUGCGAUUGGAGCUCUACAAAGCCGUUGCCGAGGGAGCAGUGAAAGUUAAACGGAGGAGGAAAGGACCUCGUCGCGGAGAGGACUUCACGCUGAUUCAAGCUCUGAGGAAAGCGGACUUUCUUCUCAUGUUUGGAAUUCUCUUCUGUGGAUGCGGCUCAGGCUUGACAGCCAUAGACAACCUCGGGCAAAUGGGACAAGCACAGGGCUACUCCAACGCUCAUAUGUUUGUCUCGAUGAUCAGCAUAUGGAACUUCCUGGGACGAGUUUCCGGAGGCUUUGUUUCGGAGUGGAUUGUCAGAGAAUAUGCUUAUCCAAGGCCAUGCGUGCUGGCUGUGGCUCAGCUCCUAAUGGCAUUCGGCCAUCUCUUCUACGCGACGGCCUGGCCGUUGUCACUUUACGUUGGUUCUUUGCUGGUGGGACUGAGCUACGGUAUGCACUGGGCUGCCUUCCCGUCGGCGGUGUCGGAGCUCUUCGGCCUCAAGAACUUUGGCAGCUUCUACAACUUUCUCACCGUCUCGAUUCCGCUAGGGACGAUUCUCUUCUCUGGAGUCCUCGCCGGCAGCGUCUACGACAACGAGGCCGCCAAACAGCUCCACGGGAGGCCGGAGGAUUUCAAGGAUGGCCUGCUGUGCGAAGGAGCGGUGUGCUUCAGGCUCACCUUUCUCAUCCUCAUGGGAGUUUGCAUCUUUGGCUUCGGGCUUUGCAUGCUCCUGGUGAAGAGAACGGUGCCGGUUUACGCUGGACUGUAUGGGAAACAGCAGGAACAAGAACAGGGGUCUCAGGCGAGUAGAGCUGAGAAUAGUGGAAACAUGAAAACGAUUAUCGAGGAGGAAGCUUGACUAUGUAGACGAGCUACAAGCGUGAGGCCAGGAGUUUGAGCUCUAUAAGAGUUUGGGGAGAUGGUCUGUCUACAUAAGCUCGAAAAAACCCUCGAAGAAGGAGAUGGACUCGGCGCGACUUGAAAGACUACUGGCGCUUGCGAGUGGAAAACGAGCAGUGGCUUUAGAGAUUUCUGGCACGUUGGCAUUUAUUUUCGAUUUCUACGACCUCUUGUUUGUACGUGAAGAUCUUUAUGAGAUGUUGUCUCCGCUUUUUUCGAGGGACCACUUUGAUCUUGCCGACAGAAAAAAAAUGAAAGUAAACUUGGAGAGAUUGGUUUCU